Mangifera indica (mango) is the source of this 1648-nucleotide messenger RNA. Its product is annotated as protein LAZY 1-like. The transcript is spliced from 2 exons. NCBI's taxonomy places the organism in Eukaryota, Viridiplantae, Streptophyta, Magnoliopsida, Sapindales, Anacardiaceae. Gene Ontology annotation, biological process: regulation of auxin polar transport; gravitropism. The record is from RefSeq and is a predicted model, not a curated record. The coding region runs from base 213 to 1259 and encodes 348 amino acids.
ACACACUACAUUACCAUGCUUACAAGUCUGAGUGUGUUGAGGCUACUAGAUCAGGUCCACACUAUCAAUUUUGACACCCAAAAUGAAAAUCAAUGCAUCUCACUCAAGCAAGCAUAUAGCAACUUCCUUGCCUUAUAAUUGUUGAUGAUAUCAUAAAUUCUUCUUGAAUUUUAAUUUCAGGGAACUACUGCACUUGCUUUUCAACUCAGUCAAUGCUGGAUGACCAAGACUACCAUUCAAAGUCAAGCUUCAGCUCAAGAUGUGGAUCUCAAUCCACAAAACAGACCAAACAGGAGUCAGAAAACGCUAUUUCUGAACUUGAAGCUAAGGGAGUUGAAGAACACUUUGAUGGAGAAACUGAUGUCAUCUCUGAGCUCUUUGAUGGCUUUCUGUCCAUAGGAACUCUUGGUUCAGAAAAAAUGAUCAGUGAGCCUGCAACACCGACAUUUUCCACAUCUAUGCAAAACGUAACUGGGGAACAAGCAGAUGUGACAGAGUAUGACUUGAAAUUCAUCAAUGAUAAACUAGAGAAAUUCCUUGAGACUGAAGCUGAAGAAGAACAGAGUAAAGAAUCAUCAAGAAGAAACAGUUAUGUGAGCAUUGUUACACUUAGUGAGAAGCUGAUGGAAGGAGCCAGUACUGAAGAUUAUGGAAAGAUCAUGGUAUGUCCACUGCAAGGAUAUCUAUUUGGAACUUCAAUUGAACUUCCAGAAACAACUGAGGUAAAGAAGGAAAAGGCAUCACUGGCAGAACUGUUUCACAGGACAAAGAUAGCAGAUGAGAUUUCCACAGAGAAAAGUGAUAAGGGGGAGAUGCAGGCCAAGCAAACACAUAAAUCAGUCAAACAUCUCUUUAAGAAGAUGCUGAAAAAGCUUCAUGCUACUUUAAAAAGCUCUACCCCUUCUAAUGGUGAUACUGCUGCUGUUUCAACCAACAAGAAACUCCAUAAGAUCAUACAGAUGUUCCACAGAAAAAUUCAUCCUGAAAACUCUAUAGCUGAAAAAGAGUUCAUUAAAUCCCACACAAAAAAGAUCAACGGAAAUCCCCGUGAUGGCAGUUGUGUUAAUGGAGGCCUGAUGCACUCAGAAAAAAGCAACAAGAAAUUUCCUCAGGGAUCUACUUCUAAGCAAGGUUACAUGGCCAACAUAAUAUGGCCCCAAUAUGGCCUCAAAGGCAUUGCUUCAAGUGGAUAUAGAGAGCACUGGAUCAAAACAGAUGCAGACUGUAAGUAUCAAUUAUAUUCAAUAUUAUCUUCUUGACUUGACAGUUAACACUCACAAUACCGAGCAGGAUAGAACCCAUGACCUCACCCACACCAUUAUGUACAUAGACUAUUAGAAUAGACUGCAAUAUGACCAUCUCUACUCAAUCUCAACAAACUGUUCACUUACUUACAAUUAUUUUAGUCACCGACUCACCGAUAUCCAAAUUAGACACCAAAGUUUAAUCUUAGUUCAAUUAACAAAUAUACGUGACUAAUUAUGUCAGUAGUAAUUCAUAGAUUCAACAUACGUGAAUACAUAGAUGUAGAUGUCAAUUACUAACAAAAAAUGUUCAAGGAAUUUCAUGUAAAACAAAAUUAUGAAGAAACCAAAAUAUUGACAAUAUGUUACAGGAAAUUCCAAGUGAGAUAACAAGAGUCAACACU